This is a messenger RNA of Psilocybe cubensis, 348 nucleotides long. RefSeq lists its product as uncharacterized. The coding region runs from base 1 to 348 and encodes 115 amino acids. The record is from RefSeq and is a predicted model, not a curated record. Lineage: Eukaryota; Fungi; Basidiomycota; Agaricomycetes; Agaricales; Agrocybaceae. The transcript is spliced from 2 exons.
AUGGUGGCAUCAUUGUCUCCUACUUCAGAGGUUCCGCAAGUCAUUCCUGGUCCAGGGCUCCCGUCUCUGGAAUCUCUUGGAUUGACGUCCUCCGAUCUUCAUGUCGAUCAUUUAAAGAGAGAUUUGACCGCAAGGAAAGCAGAAAUGAUUACAUGCGAGGACUUUGAAGGCUCUAUGGUAUCAGCAGCCAAUGCCCAGGCGUGUAUAAACUACUUAAACAGCAUUGGUACAACGAGUUGCGGCGUCCCAGCAGACAGUUCGGAUGUUAUCUUCUGUGAGACAGCAGAUGCCUACAUAUGGGGGACAAACCUCUGGGGUGCGGGCCAAGCAGAAACCGCGUCGUGGUAA